Dermacentor albipictus is the source of this 4379-nucleotide messenger RNA. RefSeq names its product RAS oncogene family member RabX5 (gene RabX5). Lineage: Eukaryota; Metazoa; Arthropoda; Arachnida; Ixodida; Ixodidae. Gene Ontology annotation, biological process: vesicle-mediated transport. The record is from RefSeq and is a predicted model, not a curated record. Gene Ontology annotation, molecular function: GTP binding; GTPase activity.
UGUGCGCGCUCGUUGGCGCGCGAAGGAACCGGCUAUUCAAGAACGCUUGCUCGCACGGGCCCCCUUUCAAUACGUCGCCUGUGAUGUGUCCCAGAGCUCGGCAACGAAGAAGAAUAACGGACGAACAAACUGGCGAAGCUAAAGGGGCGAAGAAAAGACAGAACGGGCCAAAGCAGACGAGGAAGGGCGUCGUCUGCUCUCUUUCUGCCGACGCCGUCAAGGCGUGUGCCGUGCCAAGCCGUCCGGGCAUGCCGCGCGGUCCGGACCGCCGCCGGAUGUUCUGGGGGAGCCCUCCUGGCCAAAAUUAAACCUUUUGUUGCGCUGUUUAGCUUCGCGUGCCCGACGCUCUGCUCCUCCAGCGUUGUCGGCUGAGGGCGGGCGUCAGCAGCAGCAGAGGCGAACCGCAUCAGCGGAGAGCGAGCGUUGUUCCCCGCCCGGCAGCACCCCAAGCCACGCUAGGCGUUGUUGUCGGCGGUGCUUGAACCGUGACGAUCCGCUUGAAGGGAGGGAAAGGGGACGACGCCACGGCCGCGGGCUAUGCGUCACGACGCCGCUGCCAGUGCUCCGGAAUCAGUAAAUGGUCUCUUCUGACGCAGCAGGUGGAAGGUAGAACAAUUCGUGCAACCGAACCGCUCACCGCGUCCGCCGCUUUCCCAGCGUAGCGCGCCGCCGGAGGCAUCCUGCCCGGCAGAAGUCAGCCGGACUGCCCCCGACUACUCCGAUCCCUUCGACGAACGACUCGGGGGGUCAUCAUAACCUGGAGGAGCGCAACAGCUGAGCAAGGGGCAGGAACUUGGCGGGUUACGUGCGUCGCGCUUCGCGUCUCCCCUCGCCCCUUAGUUCUCCCUUUCCAAACUCACUCUCUCUACCGCGCGGCUUGCGUGGUCAGGUGCGGAAAACCCCCUUUCGUCCCUUUAAAGUGGAGUCGACAAAUGAGCGCGCAUUCAGUGCGUGUUUUGCUUCCGCGGGCCAGAGGUGCCAGUGUUGUGGUCGCGCGCUGAUCGACGGGGCGAAAGUGCUGCGGUCGAACCGAGAGAGAAAGAAAGCCUGACAGUAGUCGCCGGUCUCGUGGUCGUCCAGGGUGGUGUGACCUUGCGUGUGUGCUGUGCGUGUCGCUGGUGCCCCGCGGGCAGUCGGCGACGCCGCUCCGAUGAGGAUUGACAGCGAGGGCAGCGGGAUCGAGCACUUCCCACAGGCCUACUCGUACCUGGACACGCCGUACCCGGAGACCGACUUCCCACCGGACAUACGCGAUGCGUGCCUCAAGCGGAGCUCCGUCGGGGCCGAGGUCCGUGCAGCCAAGGUGGUGGUGGUCGGCGACGUCUCCGUGGGCAAGACGUGCCUCAUCACAAAGUUCUGCCACGAGGUCUACGAUGCCAACUACAAGGCGACCAUCGGCGUGGACUUCGAGGUGGAGAAGUUCAGCAUCCUCCAAGUGCCAUUCAGCCUGCAGAUCUGGGACACGGCGGGCCAGGAGCGUUUCAGGAGCAUCACUUCAGCGUACUACCGAGGAGCUCAGGUGGUGAUCUUGGUGUUCGACCUGUCCCUGGCGGCCAGCCUGUACAACACGCCCCAGUGGCUGGAGGAGACCCUGGAGAGCACCGGGACGGGACACGAGCCCCUGCGAUUCCUCGUGGGCACCAAGAAGGACCUCCUGAACGAUGGCUGUCUGGACGGCAUGGAAACGGACGCCACCAAGAUCGCGCGUAGGCUUGACGCCGAGUACUGGUCGGUCUCCGCAAAGACAGGCGAGAACGUGCAACAGUUGUUCUUCCGGGUGGCCGCCCUGGCUUUCGUCCAGUGCCUGACCAGGGAACUCCAAGAGAGGCAGCAGUCGCCAGAGAAGGCCGUCAGCAACAACUUCGUCCGGUUGCGGAAGCGGAAAAACGGCAAGAAGAUCAAGGCGCCCAAGUGCUCCGGCGGCCAGAAGUGCGCCACGAAGUGAACGCUCCCACGCGGGCCCACCGAUUGCUCUUGCCGCGCAGGAGACGCAGUCGAGAAACCAAGUGUGUGUGUCCAGCGAAGGUGCAGCCACUGUGCACUGUGAUCUCGUCAAAAAAAAAAAAAAAAGGCGAGAGCGUCACGGAACAGUGGUCGCGUGGCACGGUGGCAUACGGAACGGCCAGCGAGCCAUCAUCGCCUCAUGAGACUUUCCGGUCUGGAAGCGGGCCUUCCUGUGUAUGACUGGAAGUGUUAUGGACACUGGUGUCGUCUUUGCCCGAGCUGCUAUGUUGCUGACCCUGUUUAUCACACACACACAAACACACGUAAAAAAGCACUGAACGAUGGCCGUCCGGAAGAACGGGAACGGCUUUGCCAAGGUAUUCUUUUUUUUCGUUUUGCGGAGGAUGACCCUAAAGCGAUCGAUGGGGAUUACUAGCGACUCACCUAGUAGACUCUAUUGUUGAGAGGUUCCCCGGCUCGGCGCGGAGAAGUAGUUGCUUUCCUGGACGCGGUGGAUGCAUUCCGAGGCUGGGGGUACUGGUGUACCGCAAUUCUCAGCGCAAGCUAAAUACCAGGGCCUGUACAGUGUAGGAAAUCUCCUUGACGGAUUAUGUUCCUUUAUCCACCAUGCAACGCCGGCCGAUCGCGGCGAUAACGUGGGUCGAACGCUGCUUGCGCCAUUGUCGAAAAGGAAAAGCACUGUAAUAGAAUCGCAAUAUUAUUCCAGCUCAGGUGAUUGAAAUGAAUGUGUAACCUUCCGCUACAGCGUUUCUAAUAGAGGUGAUACCAAUAGCAUCGCACCGGAAAGCUCGAUCGGUAAUGGUUAACGAAUACAUCAUAAAGCGUGCAAACUGUGAUGUCCCGCUACUCAACGUGUAACGGUUGUGCUGCCAUGAGCACUCCACACUGGUUAUGUGCGGUGGUGCUACAUGCCCUGGAUGUGCCACUCUACUGGCAUGCAAGAACUCUCUGACAUUAAGGCUACAAGGUCGUACGGCGCCAGGAAGCAUGUGCAGUCUGUGUGCGAUGCCAUAAUUGAAAGCUAGGGCCAUGACGCGUAUGUGUUGCAGGCCUUCAGUCGUGUUGUCACAGCUCGAAGCGUGCAAUGUCCUUCUGCUAUAUGUAGUGGGUACUGAUUCGAAGCGGUCGCCCUGAGAAUGGCGGAAAGAAAGCCAGUUGUCGAGUUUAGCUUGAGUGAAGCAAGCAGCUAUUUGCAAAAUGUGAAGCAAGGACCACGGCUAUCAUUGGCAUUGUCAGCGCGGAAUCAUAAUCGGCGCGACCCGUUGUCGUAGGUCUCACAUCCGCCUUGAGCGGGGCACUGAGCUCUGGUAACAUUUCCGAUUCGUUAUUUUCGAAGGACGGUUUGGUCCUCUAGUAAAGCAGCAGUCAAGCAAUUCGCGCGUGAGACCUAUUGUAAAGUUGAGGCACUUUUCGAGGAAGAAGAAAGAAACGCGUGCGUAAGUUCUUGACGGGAGUAAGCUGCGCUUUAGAGAAAGGUAAGCUAGUUUGCAAAUGCCAUACUGUACUGUGUGGGUGCUCGGCAGCGUCUCGCAAAUCGCGAUAAAGCCUCUUCACGGAAAGUAUGGAAGCCUGCAAUUUUCACCAAGUUAAGCUCGCUGUCGCUGCAAUCUUGCACUAGCUUUGUUCCCGUCGACUCGACGCGUGCGGAUCGAGUCACAACUCGAGUUGAUCGAACCCGACCCUACCGCGUGUACAUACAUUUUCCAAGCGCAAUGUGCGAGUAAACCUACUCGUAGCAGGAAGGUAGGCCAAACUUGCCCCGCCGCUAUAGUUCGACCCGACCCGCCAAUGUUCACGUGAACCCGACCACCGGUUUACGGCGAGACAAGCCGACUCGACACUACUUUAUCGGGUUCACGUGAACGUAGCCACAGUGCCACACGGCACCUUUACAAGAGCAGCUGAUUCAAGCCCGGUGAGCUUCUCAGCGUUGUUUAGUGUGCCUUGAGAGUACAAGAGCUUCACUGCAUGGCAGACAGAGGCUGGAAAUGUGUGCAGAAAAGGGUCUGUGUCAAUGUUCAAGUGCUCGUUCUAUCUAUGUUUGCGUGCGAAUGCUUUAAUAAAUUUAAACGUAAGCGAUUUUUCCGGACACUGACACCGCACACGCGUUCCUGUCUAGUCACGAGUUUCGACAGGAGUUAUGCGAAGCUCCCUUGCCAUGGCUUCCCGUGCAUUGCACCAAAGAACCUCAGUUUAGAGAUGUCAUAAUAGCGCAUUUUGUUGUCUUUCGUGUCGUUUUUUUUGUUGUUUUCAUGACAUUCUGUGCUUUGAGUGAAAGAAGCUGAAUUGUUGAGAAUGUUGUGUUCGUAAAAAAAAGCAUACUGUGUAGAUUUCCAUUUAAGUUUUUGUAUUGAAAUGUGUCAUGUGUGCGUGGCGCGCUUUCUCAUGACGCAAUUAAAGCAGCAAAUGACCCA